This is a messenger RNA of Funneliformis caledonium, 208 nucleotides long. NCBI's taxonomy places the organism in Eukaryota, Fungi, Glomeromycota, Glomeromycetes, Glomerales, Glomeraceae. The record is from the annotation of a GenBank genome assembly.
AUGACGAUAGCACGAGAAGUAUUUAAAAUGUUAACGAAUCAAACCUCAUUUGGAUUUUACACUCGUACAAACUACAUAAAUAUACCAUCAUUUAUCAACUAUCCUGGCGGAGAAGAUUGUUUAAGAGAUCUUUCUGAAUUGAAGCGUUAUUCAAAUACUUCUACUGAAUUUUUUAUAAACUAUCUCGAAUUUGUCACAAUUUACGAUC